This is a messenger RNA of Naegleria fowleri, 891 nucleotides long. RefSeq lists its product as uncharacterized. Gene Ontology annotation, cellular component: endoplasmic reticulum. Lineage: Eukaryota; Heterolobosea; Eutetramitea; Acrasida; Naegleriidae. The transcript has a single exon. Bases 1 to 891 code for a protein of 296 amino acids. Gene Ontology annotation, biological process: GPI anchor biosynthetic process. The record is from RefSeq and is a predicted model, not a curated record.
AUGAAGUCUCUACCGCAGUUUCAAUGCCUUGUAUCGGGAUUGAAUGAGUGGAUGAGGAAAGAGGGGAAAACAACUUACAAAUACUUUGUGGGCAAUGCCAAUGGUUUCUAUGAAUCGAAUGCUGUGUUGAGCAAAUUUAAAAUUCUUGAAUCAUCAUCGGAGCAAAUUGCUGAUGAUCGAUGUAUGGUCGGAUUGAAAAUUGAUCAUCCCCAUGUUCAAUUCCUAUUUCUCACUCAUUUGGAUCAUGUGCAAGAGAAAAAGAGAAUGAAGCAAAUGAAACGAGGAGUGAAAUUCAUGGAAGAAUUUAUGCAAGAGCAUCAUCACCAAGAUGAAAAUCAUGCAUCCUCUCAAGAUGAAGCCAUUGGUAACAUGCCGCCACAACAACAAAAAACUAGUAAUUCUAACACUGCUCAUCCAAACGACAAUACCACAAAUGCAAAUUAUAUUUUAAUGGGAGACUUUAAUUCAAUGAGAGAGGACGAUUAUACGCCCGAGUUCUGGAACAAAAUUGCAAAACAUAGAAUUGAGUGGGGAUGGGAACCUGCCCACACCAUGAUUGCCGAGUAUUUGUUUGAAGGGAAAUAUUCUCAGCAUGAUGAUGACUAUGAUGAGUUUUUUGAUCGUGUUGAGGAUAUUGAAGAAAAGUAUAAACAGAGGAACCAAGUAUCGAAAGUGGACUGUUGGAAAGAAUGUCAUCCACACGAUUUAUUGGACGAUAAUCAAAUUAUUGGCUCUUCGAGGCUCAAUACUAGAAUUGACUAUAUCAUAUGUAAUGAAGAAUUGAAACCCUAUUUGAAAGAGUGCGAUAUUGACGAAGAAGGUGCAACCAUAUCCGAUCAUCUUCCUGUUGCUGCUAUCUUUGAAUUUUGCAAAAGUCAUGACAAUGAAUAA